Molecule: messenger RNA, 3457 nt
Organism: [Candida] anglica
Lineage: Eukaryota; Fungi; Ascomycota; Pichiomycetes; Serinales; Debaryomycetaceae
Source: the annotation of a GenBank genome assembly
AGCCCAAGCAAUAAAUAAAAAAAAAAUAGUAAAAAAAAAAAAAAGAAGUAGGAAAAGUAAACGUUUGCGGAAGAUCGACGUAAAGAACGUAGUCAACCAACCUGCUAACGCCGUUCAGACCCACCGUGGAUUUCCAAACAUAACUUAGAACUCUUCCGUUUGGUAUCACUUGUCUCAGUGAGUUCAUUUGAAUGGAACGAGUACGUGAGCAGUGGGGUCGAUAUAGACGGUGGAACUAUGAUAAAGCAUGGGGAUACCGUCUGCGUAAAUUCUUCCAUAAGGUUAGCAACAAGGUUCUACCAUAUAUACAAGUCAUCAUCCCAAACUUUAGGGCAGCCCAUUAUGCAUACAUUUUAUUUUGGGUGUUUUUCGGUUCAGUGUUAAUUUAUCCAGUGAAGAAUAUGUCUUAUAUUGAUGCUCUCUUUCUAGCAGGAGGGGCAUCUACCCAGGCAGGACUUAACACGAUUGACCUUAACGCAACAUCGUUAUACCAGCAGAUUGUUGUGUUUAUCGUUGCAACCCUCACAACUCCUAUUUUCAUCCAUGGUUCUAUUUUAUUUGUUAGACUUUAUGCAUUUGAACGACAUUUUGAUGAUAUUAAGGAAAGUUCUAAAUUAAAUUUCAAAAUGAGACGUUCUGCCACUUUAGCAGCUCGUACUCAAUCCUUUGAUGCAACUCAUAUCAAUACAGUUAAUAAUCAAGGGCUUGGUAUGCGAGCUAAUCAAUGGAAUAAUAGAAAGAAUGAGAAUCCACACGUUAGUACUUCAACAUCAUAUGCUGGUACCACACAAGUCCCCAGUAAGGUGACUACUGAUCCUGCCGAUAUAGAUUCGAUACUUGAAGAUGGGGCAACUGAAUUAGGAUUACCCCGCUUGAGAUCUCCUUCUUCAUUAACUCAACGGAAUGAAUCUUCAGACUCAAAACUUUGCCAUGAGAGCGAACCAAGUGAUUCCGAUUUGGAAACACCAAUACCUCCAGAGAAUAGACAUGUUCAAAUAGCUCCAGAAGAUCCACUUUCGUCUCCAGAUCAUGAGAAUGAAAAUGAAGGUAUUAGGUUUGGUCAUCUCCCUCAACCAUCAAAGCGAAGACAAAAUGAUAUAAAUCCUUCAGAUAUGUAUAGAUCGAUUGCAAUGCUUCAAGAUGACCAUAGAUCCAAGAAAAAAUCUCAUAAUCAAUAUCAUGGAGAUGACGAUGAUGACGAGGAUGUAUUGGUGAUUAGACCUCCCAAUGAGAUAGAAAACGAUAGGAAUCCAAUCUAUACCAGGAAAGUCCCACAAAUUCAAUUUAAUGUUGGGCAAAAACCUACUCAUAAGAAAUGGAUAGCUAAAAGAAAGGCCAAAAGGAAGCAUCAAUGGUCAAAGUUGAAGAAAACGUUUUCCAACAGUGGACCAUCUGGUAGAAGAAGAAGACACACAAAUGAUACCCAAGAUAUUAAUUCUGGGGAUGAUCACUCUAUUGAUUCAGAGCAAGAAGAUGAAGAUGACGAAGAUGAUGAUGACGAUGACGAAGAUGAUGAAGAUGGAGAUUACGACGAAACUGCCGUAGUCGAUGACGAUGAUGACGAAGAGGAACAUUGUGAUGAUAGAAAUAGAGUGGAUGAUUCUGAAGACGAAGAAGAAGGAAUUGGUAAGGUACAAUCACACUUGGUAAUUCCUUCAUCUGACGCCACUGGAGGGAAAAAGUUUGGAAAACGUUCCAAUACAUUGGAAAUAACACCAGGAAGAAAAAAUUCCAUUACCAAAUCUCCAACAUUUGAAAGAAUGAUCCGCUCGAAAUUAAAAAGAGGAAAACACAAUAAAAAGCAUAAUAUCCAAAGAAUUCGUUCAGGACUCCGAAGAAAUUCUUCAACACCUGCAUUUGUUUCUGAUUUUGAUGAUGAAACGGAAGAUCAUUCCUUCGAUAGUGAAUCUGAAGAUGAUCAACAUGAUGGGAAUUCACUUGGUCGAGUAAUGAGUGGUAAUUAUUUGUCUUGGGUUCCUACUGUGGGUAGAAACUCCACCUUUGUGCAUAUGACUGACGAACAGAAGGAAGAAUUAGGAGGUGUAGAGUACAGAGCUGUCAAACUUUUAAUUAAAAUUCUCAUGGCAUAUUACAUUGGUUUCCACAUACUAUCAAUUAUUAUGCUUGUACCUUGGAUUCAAGGACGAUUGCCAUAUACAGAAAUAUUACGCUCCGAUGGAGUUUCGCCUACGUGGUGGGCAUUUUUCACGGCACAAUCUUCAUUCAAUGAUUUAGGUCUUACAUUGACCCCAAAUUCAAUGCAAUCAUUUUAUAAAUCUACAUUUGUAUUGGUUGUGGUAUCAUUCUUUGUCAUUAUUGGAAAUACAGGGUUCCCUGUAUUACUUCGAUUUAUAAUUUGGAUUCUUUUUAAAGUUUCCAAACCUUUGUCAUUAUUCAAAGAAUCGCUUGGAUUCUUGUUAGAUCAUCCAAGACGGUGUUUUACAUUACUUUUCCCAUCUGUACCGACUUGGUGGUUACUUUUCAUUUUAGUGGCUUUGAAUGCAGUUGAUCUUGUCUUAUUUAUUAUCCUUGAUUUGAAAAAUGAAUAUUUGAAAGAUAUUCCUCUUGGGUAUAGAAUUUUAAAUGGGUUAUUUCAAGCAUUCAGUACUCGUACUGCUGGGUUUUCAGUAGUUGACUUAUCACAGCUUCAUCCUGCGGUACAAGUCAGUUACAUGUUAAUGAUGUAUAUUUCUGUUUUACCCUUGGCUAUUUCUAUUAGAAGAACUAAUGUUUAUGAAGAACAAUCUUUGGGUGUUUAUCUUAAAGAUGAAAACCAAGAUCAAUCAGGAGAAACCGAAAGUACACCUAAAUCCUUCGUUGGUGCCCAUUUAAGAAAUCAAUUGUCUUUUGAUUUGUGGUUUAUUUUCUUGGGAUUAUUUAUCAUUUGCAUCGCUGAAGGGGGUAAACUUGAUGAAAAUAAUACGAAAUUCACCAUUUUCAAGGUUUUAUUUGAAAUUAUUAGUGCCUAUGGUACUGUCGGUUUACUGUUGGGUUAUCCUGGAGUCAAUGCAUCAUUUUCAUAUGAAUUCACCACCAUAUCUAAACUUGUAAUUAUUGCUAUGAUGGUCAGAGGUCGACAUAGAGGUUUACCAUAUGCAUUGGAUAGAGCCAUUAUGUUACCAGACGAUGCUAUGAAACGUCGUGAUUUGAUGCAAGAAAACCAUGCAAUUCGAAGACAUAUGACGGAUGCCAGUGAACAUGAAGGUGAAGGAGGUCGUUUACGUCGUGUUAUUAGUCGAAGAGCUUCUACUUUUGGUGUGGAUGGAAAUGCAAUGCUUAAUAGAAUAAGGAGCAGGUUACCUACAUCAUCUACAUUCACUGGAAAUUAUCAUCCUUCAGCACAAACUCAAGGUAAUGUUUACCAAGAACCACAACAAGAAGAACGCCCAACCACUUAUCAUCCUGAAUCUCUGUAUGAAAUGAAUGUGAGAAGACCAUCUAACAGCAAUUAAUAUAC